This is a messenger RNA of Chiloscyllium plagiosum (whitespotted bambooshark), 2969 nucleotides long. RefSeq names its product G protein-coupled receptor 12 (gene gpr12). Gene Ontology annotation, cellular component: membrane. The record is from RefSeq and is a predicted model, not a curated record. Gene Ontology annotation, molecular function: G protein-coupled receptor activity. Gene Ontology annotation, biological process: G protein-coupled receptor signaling pathway. NCBI's taxonomy places the organism in Eukaryota, Metazoa, Chordata, Chondrichthyes, Orectolobiformes, Hemiscylliidae.
CAGUGAUUGAGCCGCUGCUGUGGCCACAUGCAGCCGGUUGAGGAGGCAGCUCGCUGAUGGACCGCUCCAGGGCAGCAGCAGCAGCAACGUCUGGGCACGCACAAAGCCUUUAAAGCCGUGAUUUCUAACAACAAUCGGGGGCGUCCCUCUAGCCCUGCGUGCUGCGGCGGAGAUUUUGAGGACAGGAGCGGAAAAAAAAAAGCGCAGGGGGAAGAUGGUGCAGUAACAAGGAGCACAUGGGGGCUGUGCAUCCGAACAGGCGAGCGUUAGGGCAACAAAACAAAUAAAAAAGGGAGAGAGAAGAUAAUGAACGGAGAUUUCCAAAAUACAUCCGGUGAGUCUGGUCGCUGGGUGGCCCAGUCUGGCGAGAACAGCUCGGCAGCGAUUGCCUCGGUGGUCCCGUUCUCGGAGAGCGUCAAUCCUUGGGAUGUGGUGCUGUGCACCUCGGGCACUGUCAUCUCCUGCGAGAACGCCGUGGUGGUGGUGACCAUUCUGCACAGCCCGAGCCUGCGAGCGCCCAUGUUCGUGCUGAUCGGCAGCCUGGCAGUGGCUGACCUGCUGGCGGGGGUCGGCCUCAUCGCCAACUUCGCCUUCGCCUACCUGCUGCGGUCGGAAGCGGCCAAGCUGCUCACUGUGGGGCUGGUGGUCGCCUCGUUCUCCGCCUCCAUCUGCAGCCUCAUGGCCAUCACCAUCGACCGCUAUCUCUCGCUGUACUACGCCUUGACUUACAACUCGGAGCGCACGGUCACUUUCACCUAUGUCAUGCUGGUCGUGCUGUGGGGGGUGUCCAGCUGCCUGGGAUUCUUGCCCGUCCUGGGCUGGAACUGCCUGAAAGAUGAGUCCACGUGUAGCGUCAUCAAGCCCCUGACGAAAAACAAUGUGGCCGUGCUCUCGGUCUCCUUCCUGCUCAUGUUCGCAAUGAUGCUCCAGCUCUACAUCCAGAUCUGUAAGAUAGUCAUGAGACACGCCCAUCAGAUCGCCUUGCAACACCAUUUCCUGGCCACGUCCCACUAUGUCACCACCAGGAAAGGGGUCUCCACUUUAGCCAUCAUUCUGGGCACCUUCGCUGCCUGCUGGAUGCCUUUCACCGUUUACUGCUUGAUAGCGGACUACACCUACCCCUCUAUCUACACCUAUGCUACCCUGCUACCUGCCACUUACAACUCCAUCAUUAACCCUGUCAUCUACGCCUUCCGAAACCAGGAGAUCCAGAAGGCGCUCUGGCUCAUCUGCUGCGGAUGUAUCCCUCCCAAUAUCUUACUCCGAGCACGGUCCCCUAGCGACGUAUAAUGAGUUGCUAAAGGGACCACUCUCAAAGGAGGGGAAUAUCCAGUACGGUUUCUCAGGCAGUUCCCCAUUGCACCGUAAUUUAUGUCACUCCCAUGCUUCCUAUAACUUUGAUCUUCAGGUAAAUCCUCGGGGACUGGGGAGUGUCUUCUCACUGUAGCUGGAACGAGAUCCCUGAACUGGGAGACAGCAGUGUUACAAAAUGAAUGUGCUGGCAGGGAUGUCCUCCUUGGUUUCUUUUUCCUUGAAUGUCAUUUGCUAGCAUUACCUAGCUUUAAAAUACGAAGAUUAACAGGUUACAGUGGUUAACGUUUCUAUGUUACUGAUGUUUUAUGUAUCUUACAUUUUUAUGGGGGGAGGUGUCAUUGGUAUUUUAAAUUACAGGGAGACAGCUCACUCCAUUAGUAAUUGAUACAAAACUAUUAUUUGUCAUUGUCCAUAUAGGCAGCAAUACUGUAAGAAGUCACUACAUAUUCACCAGGAUUUUCAACAUCUUGAUGUUUGACUAUGAAAGGUAGUGUUACUAAAAUAUAGUAGAUUGCCAAGACGAUGUAUAAUGCUUCAAUAAAUGGAGGUUAGGAAGACAAAAUCACAUUAUUAAUAAGCUUGAAUAUUUUAUGUAUGUCUUAGUUGCAGAAUAGUUUCAGUAAGUGAGCAGCAUAACACUAUACUUGAGAUGUGAAAUGGGGUGAGUUUCACCUUGUUUUCCUAUUCCUUUGACUAAAGCUUUUGGCAUCUAACCAUUCAAAACAAUAACUAAACUUUUGGAGGCACGUUUGUGGGAAGAGGAGCAUUUUUUUUUAAAUCCUCACUUGCUACCUUAUUAAUUUCAUUGUUAUCAAUAUACCAUGUACUAUGAUAGAGUUCAUGUACAUUCUCACUAAAUAAAUUACAUUAUAAUUGGUAAAACCGAGUGCAUUAAGCCCUGUGGUUUGACCAAUGAAUAAUUUGUACCCUAAACAGCCACUGUGUAAUGUAAUUUAAAUAACUUAAAGAUGUUGAAUAAGUUACACUGUCAUAUCUGCAUUUGAACAUAUUUUCCAAGCUAACCUUGAAUUUACAUGAAUUACAUGUGAAUUCUAAUCUCUUGUGGAUUGUAUAAAGCUAAUAAUUUCCUAAACUAAUCUGAAUUAUGUAAAAGGAUCCAGCAUAUAUCAUACAAUGUGACAAAGUGUAUCUAAAAACCACAAAAAUAUGUUAUUAAGUCACUUUAUUGCACUUUACUUUAGCUCACUGGUGAUGAUUUCAUAAGUACAGAUAUUGGCUCCUUGGCACUUCACAAUUCAUGUCAUUUAUAUCCCUAGAAUACCUGUACAAAUUUUCAUUUUUGAACAACUGAAAAUUGGCAGCAACAAUUACUUAUUAAAGUAAAUAGUGCAGUGCGAGGUUGUAAAUAGUGUUUGUAAGAAAGACUUAAAUCUUGCCUAACAUCUCUCAUGUUGGGGUGAGAAGAAGUUAGCUGUUGUCUAUUUGUAGCUGUCAAAAUGCAACUGAACAAUAAAUGUAAGAACAUGGUGUUGUGUAGAAGUGUGUUUUUAUAAUAUAAUAGUGAAAUGCACUUUAUUUUAGCAAAAAUGGCACAAUCAUGUCAUAUAGAAUAAGAAACAGCACUGAUUCUCUUUUCAUUUUCUUUUCUAUCAUUUGGACGAAAGUAACUUUCAUUGUAAAUUGUUAUUAAUUUU